Messenger RNA from Alligator sinensis (Chinese alligator), 972 nucleotides. Its product is annotated as heat shock protein beta-11. The record is from RefSeq and is a predicted model, not a curated record. Gene Ontology annotation, molecular function: protein folding chaperone. The transcript has a single exon. NCBI's taxonomy places the organism in Eukaryota, Metazoa, Chordata, Crocodylia, Alligatoridae. Bases 5 to 769 code for a protein of 254 amino acids. Gene Ontology annotation, biological process: protein refolding; response to heat.
GAAGAUGGCAUCUCGAGGGUAUGAAUGGGACCGAGAAUUCUGGAUGGGCCCAGGCCUGGCCAGGAAGAGGAUAAAAGCCACUGGCUCCCACCAGCUGAGCAGAGCAGCUCCAGGACCAUCGGAGAGGACUCAGCCCCAGCGCUCUAAGUCAGCCACAGAAGCAGAGAUUCUGUGCCACCUGCACCUCCAGCCACCUUCCCACCGCACCCUGGCUCCCUGGGUGGGCCCCAUACGCAUGCUGUGGCCUCAACCCAGCACCGUCUUUGCUGAGCUGGAGCGGGAGGUCCGAUGGGAGAUGGAGCGGACCCGGGAUUUUAUGAGCGGUGUCCAGAAGCUCUUAGCAGGUGAAGGGAGCAGUAACCCCAGCAGAGAACAAGAGCAGAGCACCAACAUGACCCUGCCCCAGGGAACAGACAGGGGCUUCACCAUAUCCCAGGACAUUAAGGGCUUUGCCCCUGAGGAGCUAACAGUGAAAUUGGUGGGCAAGAAGGUGUUGCUGACAGGCAAGAAGGAAAUGCAAAGUGAGGACAGUAAAGGCUCCUUCUCCUACAAGUCUGAGGUGUUCAAGUGGGAGUGGGACGUGCCCGAGGGCGUGGACCCCAAUGACGUGACCUGCUUCAUCUCCAGUGAGGGCCAGCUGUGCAUUGAAGCGCCGCACCAGGCACUGACAGCCACUCCUGAGAGGAACGUGCCCAUCCAGAUCACCCCGGUGGGGAGUGAAGCUGCAGUGUGCUCCAAGGAGGGGGCCAAUGGCAGAGCCAAGGCAUAACAGGGACUGAGAGCUGACACCUGUCGCGCUGGCGGAGCCAGGGAGAGCAGAGAGCAGUUUCUCGGAGCAGCAUCAGAGCUGAGAGUUAUCGGAGACUGAUGCAGGCCCCGUGCGGGUGGGAGGGUGCUAGGCACUGUCUAACUGCCCAUGAGAUGUGUAUUAUAUCACUUCUUUUUAUAUGAAAUAAAUGGGUUUGUCUUUUC